AUGGCUGACGACAUCAAAACUGCCAUCGAGAAAGUGUUAGGAGAUAAAAGAUAUAUUACCAGGGCGCAAGAACUGUCAAUGGUUUACCACGACAGACCCAUAUCUCCACAGAAAGAGAUUGUCCACUGGGUUGAACACGUUGUCAAAACCGGUGGGGCGCGGCACCUUAGGUCUCCGGCUCUGGUCGUUCUUUGUAUACCUAACCUGGUCAAUGAUUAA
Messenger RNA from Leptosia nina, 219 nucleotides. Lineage: Eukaryota; Metazoa; Arthropoda; Insecta; Lepidoptera; Pieridae. The record is from the annotation of a GenBank genome assembly.